Molecule: messenger RNA, 885 nt
Organism: Myotis myotis
Lineage: Eukaryota; Metazoa; Chordata; Mammalia; Chiroptera; Vespertilionidae
Gene: LCN2
Product: lipocalin 2
Exons: 7
Coding region: 97-693 (198 amino acids)
Molecular function (GO): small molecule binding
Source: RefSeq, a predicted model, not a curated record
UUAAAUAGGGCCCCCAGGCCAGCCUCCUCACUUGCCUCUUUCUCCUGCACCACCUGCCCGGCUCAGCAGCUGCCCAGUUGCCUCAGCCCUGCAACCAUGCCCCGCAGUCUCCUAUGGCUGGGCCUCACCCUACUGGGGGCCCUGCAGACCCAGGCCCAGGACUCCACCCCAAACCUGAUCCCAGCCCCACCUCUGUCCAGGGUCCCGCUGCAGCCAAACUUCCAAGAUGACCAGUUCCAGGGGAAGUGGUAUGUCGUGGGCCUGGCAGGGAAUGCCAUUUCAAAGGAAGACAAAGAUUUUAAGAUGUACACCACCAACUACGAGCUGAAAGAAGACCGCAGCUACAAUGUCACCUCCACCCUGCUCAGGAACCAGCGCUGCGACUACUUUGUCAGAACUUUUGUCCAAACUUCCCAGCCCGGCCAGUUCAGCCUGGGCAACAUUAAGGCUUACCCUCCACUGCAGAGCUACACCGUGCGAGUGGCGGCCACCGACUACAACCAGUUCGCCACGGUGUUCUUCAAGAAGGUUUCCCAAAACCAGGAGUACUUCAAGAUCACCCUCUACGGAAGGACCAAGGAGCUGCCCCCUGAGCUGAAGGAGAACUUCAUCCGCUUUGUCAAAUCCCUGGGCCUCACCGAUGACAACAUCGUCUUCCCUGUCCCAAUCGACAAGUGCAUCGAUGACCAGUGAGCAGGUGGUGCCUCCUCUUCCUCCUUCCCGUUGCCUUCAUCUCCGCCUCCGCCCAAGGUGCCACCCAGCUGCCCCCAUGAGCCGGACGCCACUGAGAGCCAGGACCCUCUCACAGUGCAGCCCAGCGCUGCUCCCAGGCCACCCUGCUGAUGGAGUUGCUCCUUGUCUGCUAAAUAAACACAUGCCCCAGCC